Molecule: messenger RNA, 1071 nt
Organism: Perognathus longimembris pacificus (Pacific pocket mouse)
Lineage: Eukaryota; Metazoa; Chordata; Mammalia; Rodentia; Heteromyidae
Product: putative vomeronasal receptor-like protein 4
Exons: 4
Coding region: 1-1071 (356 amino acids)
Biological process (GO): G protein-coupled receptor signaling pathway
Cellular component (GO): membrane
Molecular function (GO): pheromone receptor activity
Source: RefSeq, a predicted model, not a curated record
AUGGUUUUCAACUCCAUCAAGGGGAUAAUUUUCCUCUUUGAAACUGUGUUUGGCAUUGCAGGGAAUAUUCUUGUUUGUGUGAAUUACAUGUGGUGUUUUCAAAAACCCACUGAGAAAAAAUCUAUCUACCCUAUUCUCAUCCAUUUGGCUUUCACAAAUAUCAUAACACUUCUUUCAAAAGGGAUGCCAAAAACAAUAGUAGCUUUUGGUAUGCGAAACAUCCUAGAUGAUAUCAGCUGUAAGAUGGUUGUUUUCCUAGAGAGGGCGUCCCAGGGCCUCUCCAUCUGUACCACCAGUCACCUUACCGUGAUCCAGGCCAUCUCCAUCAGUCCUAAUGCUUCCAAGUGGAAUAGGUUCAAGCCAAGGUCUGCAUGGCACAUCGUUCCAUUUUUUUCUUUCUUUUGGAUACUCAAUUCCUUACUAUGCAUUAACUUGCUCUAUUCUAUCAGAAGUAAAAGCCUGAACAUAUCACAACCUAACAAUACUUAUAAUUGCUACUUUCGACCAGACAACUUGAUAAUGAACUGGAUUUUUCUUAUGCUCAUGGUCCUAAGAGAUGCUGUGUUUCAGGGUAUCAUGGGUGCAGCCAGUGGCUACAUGGUAUUUCUUCUCCAUAAGCAUCACCAGCGUGUUGUCUACCUUCACCAUUCCAAGAUUCUGUACAAAACUCCCCCUGAGAUAAGAGCUGCUAAAAGUGUUCUCCUUCUGAUGUUCUGUUUUCUUUUCUUUUAUUGGAUAGAUUGUGUUUUAUCUGUCUUGUUAAGUUUCUCCUUACAAAAUAACUUCAUGUUAAAUAUUCGAGAAUUUCUCACUCUUGGUUUUGCCAUCUUCAGUCCAGUUGUGCUAAUUCACAGAGAUGGACAUCUGGCUGAAGAUUUGCAAGCCCAGUGGAAGAGAAAGACAUUGAGAAAAUGUCUCUCCCAUAUUAAUCCUGAACCUGAACUGUAUCCAGAAUAUGCAUACCCAAAUGCAACACCAUUUGAUACAGAAGACCUUGAAUUGCUAGACCCACAGAGACUGCAUUUAGCUGAUCAUUACAGGAUAGAGGCCUUUCAGUUUAAACAUUCAUAA